CAAAAAUUACGUCCAACUUUUGUCAAAUUUGACAGGUACUGGUCCUGUUGUUUUCAAACUCUCUGAACGAGCGAAAGAGAUACAAUUUCGCCGUGAGGUUGUCUAUAAAUUGUAUGAAAACAGUCUUAUAAACUUAAAGUUUGCAUUAUCAGUGUAAAUAGUGUUUUUUGACGUGCAGCUCCAUAGGGAUCCCACUGUGAAUCCCUAAAGAUUAUCAGAAAUUUCCAAUGAUUUGGAAAGUAUUCUAAAAACUGUAGAAAUUAUUCUCAAUCAUUUACAGGAAUCCGUAGCAUCACUAAAAAUAUGAAAAUAGCUCCUGAGAAUCCCUAAAGAUUCUUAGAAAUUACAAGUGUUUUGGGAUGUUUUCUGAAAACUAUAGAAAAUAUUCUCGAUGAUUUAUAGGAAUCCGUAGCAUAACAGAAUAUAUUUAAAUAAUUCCUGAGAAUCCCUUAAGAUUCUAAGAAAUUUCCAGUGAUCUGAACAGUAUUCUAAAAACUAUAGAAAAUAUUCUCAAUCAUUUAUAGGAAUCCGUAGCAUAACAGAAUAUGUAUGUAUAUUUAAAUAAUUUCUGAGAAUCUCUUAAGAUUCUCAAAAAUUCCCAGUUAUGUGGGAUGUAUUUUUAAAACUAUAAAAUAAUCUCAAUUAUUUAUAGUAAUCGGUAAUAUCACGGAAUAUAUUUGAAUAACUCCUGAGAAUCCCUCAAGAUUCUCAGAAAUUUUCAGUAAUGUGGAAAAUAUUCAAAAAAGUAUAGAAAAAAUUCUCCAUCAUUUAUAAGGAAUCCGUAGCAUCAGUAAAUAUAUUUAAAUAAUUUCUGAGAGUCCCUACAGAUUCUCAGAAAUUUCCAGUGAUCUGCAAAGUAUUUUAAAACUUUAUAGGAAUCAGUAAUACAUUUAAAUAAUUCUUGAGAAUUCCUUAAGAUUCCCAGUAAUCUGGAAAGUAUUCUGAAACCUAUAGAAAAAAUUAUCAAUCAUUUAUAGGAAUCAGUAGCAUCACUAAAUAGGGGAAAUUGCCUAUUCUCGGCCGUUUUGUUCUCUUCGUCUUAGGGGGUUUUUUGAAGCAUAUUGAACUCAGAGUUGGUCUCAAAUCCUUCCCAACUAAGUUAAACUAUAUUGCCAAGUUUCAGGCAAUUUGGCUGACAAAAACCCCCCAUGACGAAGAGAACAAACCUGCCGAUAAUACCCAUUGUCACCCUAUAUGAAAAUAAUUCCUAAGAAUCCCUAAAGAUUAUCAGAAAUUUUCAGAUAUUGAUUUGGGAUAUAUUCUGAAAACUAUAGAAAAUAUUCUCAAUCUUUUAUGUGAAUCGGUAGCAUCACUAAAUAUAUUAAAAUAAUUCCUGAGAAUCCCUAAAGAUUAUCAGAAAUUUCCAGUGAUUUGGAAAGUAUUCUAAAAACUAUAGAAAUUAUUCUCAAUCAUUUAUGUGAAUCCGUAGCAUCACUAAAAAUACGAAAAUAGCUCCUGAGAAUCCCUAAAGAUUCUCAGAAAUUCCCAGUAAUUUGGGAUGUAUUCUAAAAACUAUAGAAAAUAUUUUCAAUGGUUUAUGGGAAUCCGUUGCAUCACUAAAUAUAGGUUCAUUUAUGUAAAAAUUGCCACUAGAGGCGCUGAGUACAAAAAAGUGAUAAAGAAAACACAAAACUGUCAAACGCGUGGUUCCGCACAAAAAUUUCACUAAAUUGUAUUUUUUAAUACUUUUGGGUUGAAUUUUGUCGUUUUCACUGAAAAAAUUAUUGAAUAACGGUUAUCGUCCAGCUAAUGCACUCAUCAAUGAACUACGGAGCCCACCACGAAGGAAUGCGAGGACAGAAUUUCUGCAUCAUCGAAAGAUGCAUGAAAAAAACCGGUCAGCUAUUUCCUGUUCCGCAUAAGAACAGUUCUGUUUUCAACAAAUGGAUUAGGAUAGUCUCGCUCAGCGGAUACCCUGGACAUCGUAUAUGCGGGGAUCAUUUUAAGCCCGACGAUUUUCUCAUCGUAAAACGGGUAAAACUUAAGCCAGCUUCGGUUCCAUCCAUUCUUCCCAAUCGGGAAGACAAGUUCUCACUCAAACCGGGAUGUUGCGUGAAAGGAUGUAAAUCACGCAAAAGGCAGUUACUGCAGAAGUUUCCUCCGGCGCGUUCAUCGAGACGUAAACUGUGGAAUUUAGCACUCGGACUUCCAAAAGGCGAAAGGCGAACCCUCAAAAUUUGUCACCUACACUUCAAGACCUCGGAUUUUGUACAGACAACCCGUCGGUAUCUUAAGCCGAAUUCAGUUCCCAGCCGUGGUAUCAAUUCGAUAAAAUCAAGGAAACUUGUUAUAUACACCAAGGAAGAUUCAGAUGAGAGCGAUAACGAAGAGCGGGCUGUCCCGGAACAUGGAUACUGUUUGCCAUUGAACCUUCCAUGCAGCAGGACUAUUUGCUUCGUCUCUAACUGCACAGCUCGGGCUGGAAAUGGAAUCAAGUUGCACAAAUUUCCCCUUGAAGACCAAGCGUUUCUGAAAAAAUGGACUGCUGCAAUCAAAACUAGAAAGAAACCAAGCAAAUAUUCAAGAGUUUGCAGUCGACAUUUCAAGAACGAUGAUUAUUUACCAGGAGGCAAGCGGCUCAAACCACAAGCCACUCCAUCUCAACACCUACCGCUGAUUGAUUUGUUGAAGCUUCCGAAUCCAUAUAAACGCAAAUUCACAUUGCGUGAACGGAAUUUGUCUCCACCUAGGAACCCACACUCGAGUCACGUUGUUGAGCAGCAUUCACCAUCACCAACAUCACCAUCGGCUAAUGAUGAAAAUGGCUGUAUGUUUGGAGAAGUAUCAUACGUCGAUACCGAUACGAGUCGAUAUGUGACUAAUGAGCUAUCUGAAGUUAUGGAAUGUGAAUUCGAUCCUGCUGAAAUCAAUCACAAUUCAACAUUCGCUAAUCCGGCUAACCCGUGCAUCAAGCAAUGUGAUGCUGAACGUACUACGCACGAAAAAUCGAGGACAGAUAACGUCGAACAGAAUUUCGGAAACGGAUCAGAAAAUCCAGACGGUGUUUUGAAUCGGCUGAUUAAGGAGUUAAAGGGAAAUUCAACUGUUAACAACACAUCGACCAGUUCAUUGAACCACGAAAAAGCGUUCACCUUAACAAGCUUGAUAAAAACUGAUAAAGACGCGAUUGUCUGGACUGGAUUGACCUCUCUGGGCCAGCUUGAUGCAAUUUGUAUAUCUGUGAAAAUUAUCGAGGAUCAGCUUUAUAAGGAACAACACAAAAUGUCUGCUAUAGACAGAGUUAUUCUAACUUUGGCGAAGUUAAAGCAAAAUAUAUCUUUUGCGGCGAUUGCAACGCUUUUUGGUGUAUCAUCUGCUACGGUAGCGCAGUACUUCAACCACACAAUUCAGGUUCUCGCAGAGGUUUUACAGCAGUUCGUCUAUUGGCCUGAUCGGGAUGAGAUAGCAAAAAACAUUCCGCUAUGUUUCCGCGGAAAAUACGAAAAUGUGAGAUGUGUCCUUGACUGCACCGAGAUCCCUGUUGCAACAAUGAAGUGCAUAAAUUGUUGCAUAGCAUGUUAUUCCAGUUAUAAAGGAAUGAGAACGGUGAAAUUUCUCAUUGGAAUAACACCAGCCGGAUUGAUCAAUUUCGUAAGCAAAGCGUACAGUGGAAAGGCGUCCGAUAAGCAGAUUUUCAACGAUGAAAAUGUGCUGGGUCUCCUUGAACCGUUCAAGGAUGAGUUGAUGGUAGAUAAAGGAUUUAACAUUCAGCAAGAGUGCCUUAAUUAUGGAGUACGCCUGCACAUUCCACCAUUUCUGCGAUCAGAGCAACACACCGCAAAGGAUGCUGUACUGAACGAAAGCAUUGCGAAAUCAAGGAUCCAUGUGGAGAGAGCGAUCCAGCGUAUAAAGCUGUUUGGAAUUUUUCAAGACGCAAUGAUGCCUCGGUUUUGGGGUUGAUUGACUACAUCAUGAAAGUUGUAUGUGCAAUCGUAAACCUAUCAGCCCCAAUUUUGAAGGACAAAAGAUUUUAAGAGUAUUUCUUGGAGUGCUUACUAAUAGGCUUAAGACCGAAUCGCGAUAGUAUAUAUACAUAUAUUGAAGUCGACCACACCUUGAGCCACACUAUCCCAACCAAAAGAAUAAAAAAACGUAUUUCAGCUCAAACUUUUCAA
Aedes albopictus (Asian tiger mosquito) is the source of this 4115-nucleotide messenger RNA. RefSeq lists its product as uncharacterized. NCBI's taxonomy places the organism in Eukaryota, Metazoa, Arthropoda, Insecta, Diptera, Culicidae. The transcript has 6 exons. The record is from RefSeq and is a predicted model, not a curated record. Bases 1750 to 3900 code for a protein of 716 amino acids.